AUGGCCUCGCACAGCAGCAGCAGCAGCAGCAGCAGGAUUCGGAGCGCAUCUAUUCGGCAACUUCUCACGAGGACGCCUCUGCUAGCAGCGUCUGCUGCUGCUGCUGCCAGCAGCCAGCAGCAGCAGCAGCAGCAGCAGCACGCCGUCCCUUCCUACGUCGUUUCCUCGGAAAAUGCUGCUGCCGCUGCUUCUCCUGCAGGAGCCCCGGCAGCACCAGCAGCAGCAGCAACAGCAGCAGCAGCGGCAGCAGCAGCAGAAGUGCCUGAAGGAGAUGUGCUGCAGGAUGAGUCAGGAGAUGACAGCGACGGCAGCGAAAGCAGCAGCAGGGGUGUGAGCCUUCGGGGGCACCUGCGAGCGGGUCUGCGGGGGGCGCGGACGCGCCGCCGGACGCAGGAGCGGGAACAACAACAACAGCAGCAGCAGCAGCAGCAGCAGCAGCAGCAGUUUGGUCUGGAGAAUUCAGACCACAAUUCUCUCUAUAGACUCACUGACAGGGGAAGAAGACAAGCAGCAAUUGCUGGCGCUUGGAUCCGCAGCAACGUGGGCAGCGUCUUCGACAAAUACUACACUUCGGAGUAUGUGCGGGCGAUGGAGACCGCGGCGAUGUUGAGUUUGCCUUCUGCGCGUUGGGUCACGGAAAUGUAUUUGAGAGAAAGAGACAGAGGAGUUUUGGCAAACAAAACGCAUGCAGAAAGAGAGACUUUGCAUGCAGAAGCAGCAGCAGCAGCAGCAGCAGCAGGGUACCCGCUUCUGCUGCCUUGCGGAGCAGCAGAAGAAGCUCUGUCUCCUCCAGCUCUGAGUCUCUUGGGCUCUGAAAAAGUGCAAGUACAUCCCAGCAGCAGCCUCCCAUUUGCUGCUGCUGCAGAACCACAGCAGCAGCAGCAGCAGCCGCAGAAACAGCAGCGACCUGACCACUGCAUAGAGGGUCCGCAGCAGCAGCAGCAGCAGCAGCAGCAGCAGCAGCACCUGCAGCAGCAGACAGAGGCCGCCUGCUGCUGCAGCGCGAGUCGAGGGCCCCACGGGGCUGCAGAAAGUGAGCAGCAACAACAGCAGCAGCAGCAGGGAGCUUGUUCCCUGCAGCAGCAGGACCAAGAAGGUGCUGCGGCACUGCGCAACCGGGCAAACCCAGAAGGUGCAGUGCAGUCCUCGCCCGCGGUGUGUCUGGCAGCACCAACAGCACCUCCCACUAGCAGCAGCAGCAGCAGCAGCAGAAGCAGCAUUGGCAGCAGCAGCUGCAGCAGCAGCAGCAGCAACACCUGCAGCAUCUGCAACGGCAGCGGCGGCAGAGACAAGAGGAGCCCGACACCUGAAAGCUGCUGCUGCUUUGAUGCCAUUGGGGGGGACAACCUGCAGCAACAGCAGCAGCAGCAGCAGCAGCAGCUGCAGCUGCAGCUUCUAAGCGUAGACCCAGAAACAGCACAGCCGCCGCUCUCCUUAAGGCACUACCAGGAGCAGCAGCAGCAGCAGCACGAGCAGCGGCAGCAGCAGCAGGAGCAGCAGAAGCAGCAGCAGCAGCAAGCAGAUUUACAGCAGGAGAAAAAUGCGACGCAGGCACAGCAGCAGAAGACAGCAACAGCAGCAGCAACAGCAGCAGCAACAGCAGCAGCAGCAGCAACAGCACAAGCAGCAAAAGCAAGCGGGAACUACCGACCAGACAGCAGAGCGCCCACACCAGCAUCAGCAGCGCCGUCAGCAGCAGCAGCAACAGCAGCAGCCCCUGGCUGUGGUCUGCUGCCUUCAGAUUCACCGCAGCAGUUGGCGUUGCUGCUGCAGCAGCAGCACGCUGCCCUUGUGUGCAUGCAGCAGCAGCUGCUGCUGCUGCAGCAAGCUCUUGCAGAAAAGCAAACUGCAGCAGCAGCACCCCAGCUGCUGCUGCCGCCAGGUGGCUGCUACGCGCCUGCUGGAGCAGGUGCUGCUCCUUCUACUGCUGCUGCAGCCCCGUGGCAGCAGCAGCUGCAGCAGCAGUUGCAGCUGCAGCAGCAGCACCCAGUCCCUUUGCCUUUGCCAGUGCUGCCUCCCCCCGCUCCAUUUUGUGUGCUGCUGCCGCAGCAGCAGCAGCAGCAGCAGCUGCAGCAGCUGGUUCCACUGCAGCAGGUGGUGAGCCCGCAUCUGCCCACGCC
Molecule: messenger RNA, 2120 nt
Organism: Eimeria tenella
Lineage: Eukaryota; Apicomplexa; Conoidasida; Eucoccidiorida; Eimeriidae
Exons: 9
Source: RefSeq, a predicted model, not a curated record